ACCAGUAAGCCUCCCCCUAUCAAAACCUCUCUCUCUUUCUCUCUCUUUCUAUGGCUACCCCACCCUGAUCUUUUUGAGUGGAACCUUAGACACAAGCAGCCUCUAGCUAGAGAAGAAAAGGCUAUAGAGAACCAUUCCUCUCUUUCUUUUCUCUCAAUUUUUUUUUUUUUUUUUGGCACUAUAAGCCCUUUGAAACCCUAAUCCACCUUAACCCCAUAAUAGUAAAAAACCAAAACCAAAACCAAAGGGCUUUCAUUUGUGUAGCUCUUCUUCAACCAUCAAUUUCAUGAUCCGUGGGUUGUUUAUUAUUCUCUCUUCUUUACACAUACCCCUGUUGCUCAAAGACAAAGCAAAAGCACGCAAAGCCACUGUCUGAGUUUCCAGAUCAGAGCCUUUAAGACAUGGGUACUUUCUGAAAGCUCUUCUUCCAGAAAGAUCUCUCUCUUAUCUGAUAUCUCUCUCUCUCUCUCUCUCUCUGGGUCUUUAUGAUAUUAUUACCUCAUGCUUUGUUUUGUAGCUUCCUCUUAAAUGGGUUUGUGUAUAUAAGUAAGUGAGUAAGCAAAUCUCUCUGCAGCUCUAGCUCUCUCCAUAUCUCUGUCUCUCAAACUUACGUCUUUCCCUUUGUGUUGUGGUUUUGUUGGCUCUAUCUCUUUGUUGUUGUCUUUUUCUCUCUGUCAUGGAUUCUGGUAAUAGUGGCAGUAUGCAAUCUUCAAGUGGCGGUGAUGAAGAGUAUGAUUCACGCGCCGAAUCGAUCUCGGCCUUCUUGAACCCGCCUGGCCAUGUUGGUUCAUUGUCUAACCAAGCUCAUCCACAUCAACAGCCACACCACCAAACCCACACGAUGUUUGAUCCUCUAUCAAACUACUUCGACCCUUCAUCAUCAACAGCACGGUCAGUUCAAAACCCACUCUCAAACCCAAAUUCCCUGCUGAAUUUCGAUAUGGUGUGGUCCAAAACACCAAGAUCUGACCCAAAUCCCACCGAUCUUGGCGGCUUAAUAACUCCCUCAUCCUCAGCUUCUAGCCAGCCAUUCUUGACCAACCAAUUAGGUGGACAACAAACCAGAGCCCCUACUUUUCACAACAUUCAGAUCCCUCCCCAAGCUGAUCAGCAACAAAAUGCUUCGCGUGCUUCACUUUCCUCCACUUCAGCAAACGAUCAAGCACAGCCCAGCAACAACAACAUGGUUCGGAACCCAAAAAAGAGGUCCAGAGCCUCAAGGCGUGCACCCACUACUGUUCUGACCACAGACACCACAAAUUUCCGAGCCAUGGUUCAGGAAUUUACUGGGAUUCCCGCACCACCCUUCACUUCCUCACCGUUCCCAAGAAGCCGCCUUGAUCUCUUUGGCACAUCUUCUUCUUUGAGAUCAUCAGGGCCAACAGGUUUAGACCCUUCACCCCCUCCAUAUCUUUUAAGACCUUUUGCUCAAAAAGUUCAGCCUCUCCCAUUUGUUUCUUCCACUUCUUCUACUACUUCAAUGAUUGAUGCUUUAGGUUCUAAUCCCACUACUAAUGCUCCUAAUUCAACUUACCAACACCAUAAUCUUCUCAACAUGAACAUGCAAAGCCCAAUUCUCAACUUCCAAUCCCUCCUUCAAGCCCAACCUAAAUUCUCACUUUCCAAUUCACCCAACAUACACAAUCUUGGCUCUAAACCUCAGGGUGGCUCUAUGGAAAUUCCAUCCAAUGAUCACUCACAUCUUAAGAUGGGCACUAGUGUUUUAGAAGAAUUUGGGUUGACACAACAACAACAUCCACAUCAUCAUCAGCAACAGCAACAGCAGCAGCACCACCACCACCAUGUUAGUACACAACUCAUGAGUGGGCUUCCAAACAUAGUUUCUUCGGAUGGAACAACAUUGUCUCGGACCGACAACAACAACAACAGCAACAACAAUAAUCCUCCUCCAACCAACUGGACCAACGACACGGGACUCAAUGGAAGUUAUAGUAAUUCAGAGAGGGUUACUAAUAAUGGAAAGUUGAAUUACUCGGCUGCUGCUUCUGCUUCUUCGUCAGAUUUUCAUCAUGGCGAUAAAGGGUCAGAGAAUGUAGCUACAAGAAGUGAAGGUAUGGUGGAAUCAUGGAUUUGUUCAUCAGAUUAGGCAUAACCAAAAUAUAUAUAUAUAUAUCACCAAAAAAAGAAAGAAUGAGGUAGCGGUAUAAAGAUAUAUGGCUUGGAAGAAAAUGUUGGUGUUGUCCAUCUUAUAAACCAUGACCACCAACAAAAUCAAAACACCUUUUUUGGUUUUUUUUUUUUUCUUGUUAACUUUCCUCUUAAUUAUAUGUAAAUAAUAGCCUCUUCUUUUGAUUCUCUUUCUUUCUUUUCUUUUUUUUGGUCAUUUUCAUACAUUCAUAUACGAACGAAAGACCAUGGUCUGUUUUCUGUGUUUAUUAUUCUCUUUACUUCAAUAGUAAAAUGCUGUUUAUUUUUGCCUUA
Molecule: messenger RNA, 2442 nt
Organism: Quercus robur (English oak)
Lineage: Eukaryota; Viridiplantae; Streptophyta; Magnoliopsida; Fagales; Fagaceae
Exons: 1
Coding region: 677-2107 (476 amino acids)
Source: RefSeq, a predicted model, not a curated record